Lates calcarifer (barramundi perch) is the source of this 5356-nucleotide messenger RNA. Its product is annotated as serine/threonine-protein kinase 4. Gene Ontology annotation, molecular function: ATP binding; protein serine/threonine kinase activity. Gene Ontology annotation, cellular component: cytoplasm. Bases 346 to 1830 code for a protein of 494 amino acids. Gene Ontology annotation, biological process: protein phosphorylation; intracellular signal transduction; regulation of MAPK cascade. The record is from RefSeq and is a predicted model, not a curated record. The transcript has 11 exons. NCBI's taxonomy places the organism in Eukaryota, Metazoa, Chordata, Actinopteri, Centropomidae.
UUCACUCUUCCUGGUUUCUUCGGGCUGUCGCUGCGUUCCGCCGAGCGGUUUGUCAAACAAGUCCAAAGUUGUCCAGGAUGAACCCAGGCGGCGGGGAAACGGCAGCUCGGCGAAGUGUGCGCACCGUGUUGAACCCCGUUUUACAGAAUGACGAACAAGACGCGCUGUUGUUUUAUUUUAUUUUUAUUUUAUCGCGGCGGUGACUGAACGGGCUAAGCUAGCUGCUGCUGCUGCUAACGUUUGUUAGCAGGCGGCGGUAACUGUUAGUUUGAAUCGUUCGCAAAACUCGGUUUAAGUUUGAGCAGAGACGACGGGAAGGAGCCGGUAAACACACGGGAGGACAACAUGGAGAACAAGGACAAAGUGCAGAUGAGGAAUCACCCUCGGAGACAGCAGCUGAAGAAGCUGAGCGAGGACAGUCUCACUAAGCAGCCAGAGGAAGUCUUUGAUGUCCUGGAGAAGCUGGGUGAAGGGUCGUACGGCUGUGUGUUUAAAGCCAAUUAUAAAGAGACGGGCGAGAUCGUGGCCAUCAAACAGGUUCCUGUGGAGUCUGAUCUUCAGGAGAUCAUUAAGGAAAUCUCCAUCAUGCAGCAGUGUAACAGUCCUCAUGUCGUGAGGUACUACGGCAGCUACUUCAAAAACAGUGACCUGUGGAUCGUCAUGGAAUAUUGUGGAGCCGGAUCAGUGUCUGAUAUCAUUCGAAUACGCAACAAGACGCUAACAGAAGAGGAGAUCGCCACCAUCUUGCAGUCGACUCUGAAGGGUCUGGAGUAUCUUCACUUCAUGAGGAAGAUCCACAGAGACAUCAAAGCAGGAAACAUCCUGCUGAACACGGAGGGUCAGGCCAAACUGGCCGACUUCGGAGUUGCUGGGCAACUCACAGACACCAUGGCGAAGAGAAACACUGUCAUCGGCACGCCGUUCUGGAUGGCUCCAGAGGUCAUACAGGAGAUCGGCUACAACUGCGUGGCUGACAUCUGGUCUCUGGGGAUAACGGCUAUAGAGAUGGCUGAGGGGAAGCCGCCCUAUGCCGACAUACACCCCAUGAGGGCGAUCUUCAUGAUUCCCACCAACCCUCCUCCGACGUUUCGUAACCCAGGCCUGUGGUCUCAGGCAUUUAGAGAGUUUGUCAGCCAGUGUUUGGUGAAAAACCCAGAACACAGGGCGACUGCCACACAGCUGUUACAGCAUCCAUUCAUCAAGUCAGCCAAGCCCAACUCCAUCCUCAGAGCCCUGAUCACAGACGCCAUGGAGAUCAAACUGAAGAGACAAGAGGAGGCAGAGCAGAGAGAACAGGACGCAGAAGAUGACGACAAUUCGGAUGAGGAUGAGACUGACCAGGGGACGAUGGUUCGGGCGGGGACAGGAGACUCGGGAACCAUCCGGGCCGCCGGUUCAAUCGGCAGCACGGCGCGGACCAUGAUCGAACACGAGGACACGGGGACCAUGCAGUUGCAGCUGGGCACCAUGGUCAUCAACUCUGAUGAUGAGGACGAGGAGGAAGCCGGAACAAUGAAAAGGAGAGAUGAGACGAUGCAGCCGGCCAAGCCGUCCUUCCUGGAGUACUUUGAGCAGAAGGAGAAGGAGGCCAACAGUCACAACGACGGAGGAGGGAAAGGAGAAAACAACGCAGACAACCGCAAACUGGCCGGAGAAGGAGAUCUGGAACUGGUGAGUACGUGGUCGGUGGAGGAACUGCGGCUGAGACUCGCCUCUCUGGACCCUCAGAUGGAGCAGGAGAUCGAGGAGAUCCGUCAGCGCUACCAGGCCAAGAGACAGCCCAUCAUGGACGCCAUCGAGGCCAAAAAACGACGGCAGCAGAACUUCUGAGAAGGAGCUGCUGAGCUCCUCACAGCAGCAGCUGGAUGUUUCAUGUUUUUCUGCAGCAGGUUAGUGAAAUGACACUCGGACGGCGCUGAGGUUUCCUUCUCCUAAUAACUGGUCAUGAGAUGAUACAGUUGGAUGUGACUGAAAACUAAACCUCUGAUGAUCAAACUGCUGAGUCUGUCGGAAGAACUUUCAAAGAGCUGUUGACAUGAGGUCCAUGUUUCCUUCUGUUCUGCCUUUUUGAGAUUGUGUUUGUGUUUCUGGUUUUACCCGUUUAAGAAACAACAACAGAGAAAAUCUCAUUUUGAUAUCAUCAUCAGCUGAUCUGGAUUCGCAAGUUUCUCUCUGCUUCUUUUUUUUCUAGCUUGGUUCACUGUUGUCUUAAACCACGGUGAUGAUUGUUAAGAAGCCCUGCAGAUCUCUUCAUCUCUUAGUUUACUCCAUCCUGUGGUACAGUAUCAUUUUAACCGCUGACUGUUCAGCUUAGGUACUCUUCAUUUAAUCCCUCCACUGUUUCCUGUCAUUGUCUGUGAACCGUGACGCUGCUGGACUCUUCAGUGUUUCCGGUCUGGACUGUCAAAGUCUAGAAAUGAAUCAUUCCCUGCUAAAGGCUGAAAAUAUGAGGAGGAUAAUGUCAGUUAAUGUCAGUACGAAGCUGCAUUUUCUAAACACAGAUCAAAGUUUAAAAACCUUUUUGAAUCAUAAAUGUGAACAAACCAUGAACAUAUUGAUGAUUUGGCGUGUGAGCAGUGCUGUACGUGUUUUUUUCCACCCAGCUUACGUUCAUCAGGUUCUUCUCUGAAAAACUUUCAAGUUGCUCGUUUUCGGUACAGGUUCUUCUGUUUUUGCUCUGACAUGUAAGGAGACAGAGUAAUGGGGUUUUAUCAGUGUAGACUAUGGUAUGAUUAACGCACAACAGUCAAUGUAAGACUGUUUUUUCCUAAUAAUGUUUUACAAAGGCAGCUGGUGGAGAUCAAUACUUAACUUUUUAACCGAGCUCCCUCUUUACAACAAGACUGUUAAAGACAGAUGUACAGGCUUUGUUCAGACUGCAGGUGAAUCAGAUUUGUUUCUCAAAAACCUCCCUUCCUACCUGCGGGGGCGUCAGUAACGUAGCUGCGUCACUUUGGAUUUAAUGUUGUCGUCUGUUGCGAGUGACUCAAAAGACACUCAGAAAUGUGAUUGGAGCAGAGACACAUCUGUAGAGAUUUGAUUGGAAUCAUAUUUCAGUCCAGCUCCAAAUAUGGUUUGGACCAUGUGGGUUUUUUGUUGUCCAGACUUUCUGACAUCAAUCUGGAUAUGUCUAAAAACCAGGUUUGGGCUGGCAGGCUGAGCAAGGCCACAGGAUCCACAGAUUGCAGUCACUGUAAAAUAAUUUGAUCCUGAAAUGUGAGGAGCUCUGUGUCUGACACGUUUUUGUUUUUUGGAUUGUUGACACAGCAGCUCCCGACUGGAUACUUCAUCCACCAGCCUGCCAGUCAAACUGAGUUUAAUAUGUUUAUCUCAAGCUGGAGUUUUCAUUUACUGAUUGUUGGAAAAGUUAUACGCAGCAGAAUGUUUGAAAGGAAAGAGGAUUUAAUCAGAUUAUAACUCCUCCCUCUGUGUAACCACCAGCGCCCUCCUCAGAGUUUGGGUUUUUAUUUGUGUCCAGCAUCUAUUUCUUCUCCUAAGUCCACUUAAAAAAAGACCUGGGUCGACAGAUUUAUGGAACAGGUUCAACAAAGCUUUUAUUCCCUGGAUUUAUUAGUUUAAUCUGGCACAGUGGACUCACUGAGAUUGAGUCCUUCUUUAAGAAAAUAAAAACAGAAAGAAAAAAGUGCCAAGAAGCUGCAGACUUGAGCUGGCGUCGACCCAGCUCUGAUCCAACUUUACUUCUAAACAUUCCUCGGAGGAAAACUCAGACACAUGUUCUGAUGGACGUCGAGCACGAAAACAAAUUAAGGGGGGAUUUCUAUUUUUCUACACAGGUUUAAUGGUUACACAGUCAGCACAGAGAAACGUUUUGAUCACAGGGAUGUGAACGAGCUUCUCAGGUCAUAAAACUCCUCAGGGUGUAAAAUAACCACAGGUAGUGACGAGAAAAUGAACAUGUAGAUAGUUUGGAGAUCCUUCACACAGAGUGGUGUGUGUAUAUAUGAGCAACACUGGCUGUGUUUGUAUAUUGUGAUUAAUCUGAUCAGUUUUCAGUAAGUUAUUGCUUUAAGUGUUGAACAGUUCUCAGAAGUUUUGGAGAGAAAACGUUGGUGACGACAAAAUGCUGGAGGAUUCUCUGUGUGCAGGACUCCCAUGUUUCUCUGUCAGAUAAAGACUCGUCAGCACAAUUCAUUAUCCUCUUUCUGUCGUGUGUUACAAGCAAAGCACAAGGGAUUUUUUUCAUUCCUGCCUUACCUUGUCAACUCUGGAUGCACUGCUGCUGUUUUAGUCGAUCAGUGAUCUAAAUAUAGAAACUGGUUUUUGCUGGAAAAAGGGAACAAAUAAUAAAAUAAUGGAGCUUGAUUGUUAUUGAAUUUGAUGCACAAGCUAUUUGGUGCUAGUUACUCUGCUGUUUGAGAAGUGAUGCAUCAGGAAUUAAGUCGUAAUCACUGGAGAACAGAGACAGAAAUGAAACUGUUGUGAUGUCGUGUCUCAGUUUUAUCACGAACCACUGUUUGUUUUCUGCCUUUUCACAAACUUCACUUUUUAAUGUUACGUAUGAUUGUCUAGACUUUAAACACAGUAUUGUUGUGUAGAAACCUAACGUUGAUUAAACACCUGCAGGAGCAGAACAAAGCGAAGAGUCGGACAGAGGAUCAUCACCGACUCCUGUUCUCUGCUUUUAGUUUGAGCUAAAGAAGAUCAUUUCUUCAGUAAGACAUAUCAGGAGCUGAUUUGUGCUGUGAUUUCAUUUCUUUACUUGUUUGAGAGUAAAUGAUGUUUCAGUGGUGCAGCCAGUUCAUUAGUUUUAUUUAAUGAGUGAAUCACUUACAAUGUGUAAAUCCUACUGAAACAUGUGCAGUGCAUGGAGUCAUCCUUUCUCAAGUGUUACCACUGUUCAAGCUGCUCCAGUGUUUAAUUUAUUCCUUCUCAUAGUUCAUCUCCAGCAGAUCAAACAUCAGGGGUUUCCUGUUUUUUACUCGCAGGUAUUUUGAGAUUUGGGUUCGUGUUUUAUAACGUGUGUGGUCUAAUAUCUAAUAUCUAAUUUGAAAUGUUUAAAUAUAGACAGUCAUCGGCGUCAAUGUUAAACUGUGAUUCCUGCAGAAAUGAACAAAGAAAUGAGCAAAGGAAAUCAUUUGUGAGCAGCAGGCAGAGCUCAGACUGGGACUGAUAAAGAUCCAGAUUCACAGUGAACACCUGGUUCAUCUGCAUCUUCUCUGUGCAGUCAGACUCUGCUGUUCACUCUGCUCACAGCUCUCUCCCUGUGUGAGGCCUGAUGUGUUUCUGAAGAAUCUCUGCCUGAACGUAUAACUGAUGUUUGAGAUCACUGAUGUUUGGUUUGUGUAUUUUAUUUGGUUUUGUUUGCUUGUCUAAUAAAAACAUAAAAACAAAGGAA